AUGCCUAUUCCGUGUGGCCGUUGCGGCUCCGACUCCCUGGCGGAACCUCGGGUGUACCUGCGACAUAGUUUCACUGCUACGUUGGCUGUGAUUGAAGAAGAAGAAGAAGAAGAAGAAGUUAACAACAACAGGCAAGACUCGGCAUACAGCUCCGACGAUCCCGACGGCGACGAGAAAUACCCUACUCACCCACCCCGCAAGCAAAUCUGGACUCGACCCCUCCAAACCCUCGAUCCCAACGAGGGGAGGUUUGAGUUCUCAGACGACGAGGAUGAUGAGGAGCCCUCGACCGAAGCGCGUAUAGAUUCACAAGGUCAGUCUAUCUUCUUAACCCCAGUAGCUCACUAUGAGCAGCUGCUGCACGCCCAUGCGCCCUUCGCACACACGGCCCGGGCAGAACUCGCCCUCAUCACCCGUUUGCGCGGCGCGCCCGUCACGCUGGCCGACGUGCACGCGCUGUUACACUCGGCGCGCUCUAUCAUGCCAUCAGACCUCGCGCGCACGCCGCCGAAGCUACUGAUGGAAAAGCACAAGAUCAAGGUGUGGUUCGACAAUGCGAACGUCGUGUGUAACCGCAACGUGAUGAGCGCGCUGGCGGGGAACAUUGCCUACUUUGCAGCUUGGGACGUGAUUAGGCCGAUAGAGCUAGAAGCCAUGCUGACGCAUAUAGUAUCGAUUAAUCCAUCGCUAUUUGACGUUGUAAAGCGGCAUGCUGAGGCGGAGAAGUUGGUUCGGGAGUGUGGCGCCGUUCCAUGUUCGCAGCAGGUCAUUUAUGACGAGGGCAAGCAUUCCGCUACCGUGCCGGCUACAAAGAAGAAUAAGAAGCGCAAGGAGAAGCCGAUCACCACGCUGCGGCGGGAUUGGGAGGAGGAGAUGUGUGGGUGGUUUGCGGUUACGCGGUUGCAUAAUGGGCCGGGGCUGAUGGAUCGGAAGCCGCCGAGCGUCAAACUGCCCAUUCGUAUGGAAGAUAGGUCUGGGGAGCGGGAGCGGAAGCGGAAGCGGAAAGUGAAGAUGGGUAGACCUGGGUCGUCAGAUUCGCGAGCCGGAUCUGAGAUGCGGACUCAGAUUCCUUUGGGCUUCGAUGGAGGUAGCAAAGUGAAGGUGAGACUUCCACGAGCCCAACAUCUUCGGGGAUGUGUACGAUAUGAGAAUCUUGCGUAG
This is a messenger RNA of Parastagonospora nodorum SN15, 1161 nucleotides long. RefSeq lists its product as hypothetical. The transcript has a single exon. Lineage: Eukaryota; Fungi; Ascomycota; Dothideomycetes; Pleosporales; Phaeosphaeriaceae. The coding region runs from base 1 to 1161 and encodes 386 amino acids. The record is from RefSeq and is a predicted model, not a curated record.